Molecule: messenger RNA, 3709 nt
Organism: Drosophila takahashii
Lineage: Eukaryota; Metazoa; Arthropoda; Insecta; Diptera; Drosophilidae
Gene: Rfx
Product: regulatory transcription factor Rfx
Biological process (GO): regulation of transcription by RNA polymerase II
Molecular function (GO): RNA polymerase II cis-regulatory region sequence-specific DNA binding; DNA-binding transcription factor activity, RNA polymerase II-specific
Source: RefSeq, a predicted model, not a curated record
UGUUUUCAGCCAGCAACAAAUUAUUAUUUUUUUUGUUUUUCCAAUUAGAACGUGCGAAAUGUACCCGAAAACAAAGGAUAUUGUUAAUAAAGAAUGCCACUUCUGCAGCUAGUCAUGUGAUAUGUGAGGAUUCAGCGAAAGGAUAUCGAAAAAUGUCAGUGGCCGUGUUUUUCCCAUGUGUUUGUUGUUUUGUUCUGUUGCCUAGCAACUAAAAAGCCCAAAACACUAGCCAUUUCCUUCCGGUCCCGUUACUACGUCGUAAUCCAGUUGGAAAACCCAAGGAUUAGGAAAAUUGCACUAAAAGCCAGGAUUUCCUACAACUCCGCAGAGAAAAAGUUGGAUAACCCCUGCCUAGAAAAGGUUUUUGAAAAGCCAAAAUAUUGGAAAUGAGUUCCAGGAGCCGAGCUCCCUAGUCACCAUGCAUCCACCGGGAGAAACACAAAGAAGCUGAAGAACUAAACCUAAACACCGCCAUUGCCUUAAAUCUUGGAAAAUAAUAAAUAAAAUCGACAUUAAACGAGCUUACUAGUCAACGAAUUUAUCGCCAUUAUCGCCCUGGAUAAUCAACUUUGUGGAGUAGAGAACCCCGAAUCCCAAACCAAUGACCACACGCCUCGCCCCGCAGCGCCAGUUCAUCAUCUCGACGCGCUCCGCCAUCACGGAUGCCACCUCGGCCCCGGAGGAGGACUCAGCGGAGGAGCAGCAGCUGACCGUCGAGGUGGAGAGCGCCACCAGCGGAACCGUUGCGGCCAGCACCACCAAUAGCACCACCUCGCCACCGCAUGCCGAGCAGUUUGAGUUCUGCACCGAGGAUGGAGUCGUGGUCUCGGCAACCCUGGAGGAUGUCAUGACACAGGUAAAACUUCUCCCCUUUUUGCAGAACUGCCAGCUCUUGCAGAAGAAACUAGAGGACGACGACGACUCCACGGGAGCGGGAACAACGGGAGCCGAUCAGCUGGAGGUGAUCCGCGUCGUCCUGCCCAUGGAUGCCGACGACUCGAGCAGCGAGGCCCACCUGCAUGGGCAUGUGGUGAACAGCAGCAGCGACACCAUCGGCACCAUUACCACCACGGAGCCCAACGGCACCACCGUGACCCACUCGAUACCCAUCCACAGCAUGGCCGACCUGGCAGCCAUCAAGGAUGGCGUGGAUCUGGCCCAGCAGGUGGCCAGUGGACAGGUGACCGUGGUCCAGGCCACCGAGGACGAUGAUGGAACGCCAUUCAUCACUGUGACGGUUUCGGGCCAGGAGCAAAACUACCAAGUGCAAUAUGUGGACUCGGAGCUGUACCACAGCAACUCCAGCCAGACGCAAAUGACCUAUCCGUUCUGCCCGGUGGGGGAUUACCAGGGCAACGGGCAGACGGCCUACUACUCGACCACGGGUCAGUACGGAGCCACCUCGUCGGCCGGCGGCUCCUCGAACGGGGCCCACUCCACGACGCUGCCGUACCUGGUGCCCGUGGAGGAGGGCAUCCUGCUCAACGGCUCCGCACACUCGCUGUCGCAGUCGCAGUCACAGUCGCAGUCGCACGGACGCGAUUCGCCGCACAGCCUGACGGUGAGUAGCAGGGAUUGGGAGCGGGAUGCGGACCGGGUGAACGGAACUAAUCGCCACUGGGUGCAGGAGGUCGCGUACAUCCAGGAGGCGCAGAGCACGCCCCAGACGCCCACCUCGACGACCACAACGCACUCGGCCAGCGGCGGCAGCCUGGGGACGGGCGGCGGAGGCGCCUCCCCGGAUUCCGACCAGAGUGCGCUCGGCAGCAGCAACAAGAUUGCCUCGGCAACGAUCAAGUGGCUGUCGCGCAACUACGAAACGGCGGACGGGGUGAGCCUGCCCAGGAGCACGCUGUACAACCAUUACAUGCAGCACUGCAGCGAGCACAAGCUGGAGCCGGUGAAUGCGGCCAGCUUCGGCAAGCUGAUACGUUCCGUGUUCUCCGGACUGCGCACACGUCGCCUGGGCACACGCGGCAACUCCAAGUACCAUUACUAUGGCAUCCGCAUCAAGCCCGGUUCGCUGCUGAACAGCCAGUCGAUGGACGACAAGCAGAUGCUGGCCGCCGGCUAUGGUCCGUCGGCGGAUGGAUCCGGAUCCGGCGGUCCUGGCAGUGGACCCAUGGUCAGCGUAACCAGCAGCACCGCCGGCCAAAUGGCGGGCUCCAAUGGACUGGGCGGUGGCCAGGGUCAUCGGCACAGCGGCGGCACCAAGAAGCACACCUUCAAACCGGAAACCUACGAGGCCUGCAUUCAGUACAUUGGCGAUGGAACUAGUGCCCUGCCCUCGUUUCCGGCCAUCGAGCUGAACCACAGUUUCAACAGCGAACUGACUUUGGAGGACGUGGACACAUUCCGGGCCCUGUACCGUGAGCACUGCGAGUCCUUUCUGGAUGCCGUGCUCAACCUGGAGUUCAACACCGUGGAGUUCCUGCUCCGUGACUUCUGGCGGGCCAGCGACAACAACAAUCUGGACGAGUGCGAGGAGGAGAAGUACUUGAGCAAGACGAAGCUGUAUCUGUUGUGCCACUGCGCAGAAGUGCAGAAGUUCGUGCGAGAGGUGGACUAUCAAUUCUACCAGAACACCGUUGAUGUCAUAAUACCGGAUGUGCUGCGCUCCAUACCAAACGCCCUGACCCAGGCCAUCCGCAACUUCGCCAAGAACCUGGAGAUCUGGCUGUGCGAGAGCAUGCUUGGUGUGCCCGAGCAGCUGGCCCAGAUCAAGACCAGUGCAGUCUCGGCCUUCUGCCAAACGCUGCGGCGAUACACCUCGCUGAAUCACCUGGCACAGGCCGCUCGAGCUGUGCUCCAGAAUGGUGCCCAGAUAUCCCAGAUGCUCAGCGAUCUCAAUCGCGUGGAUUUCCACAAUGUUCAGGAACAAGCCGCCUGGGUGAGUCAGUGUGCCCCCGCCGUGGUCCAGCGUUUGGAGAACGACUUCAAAGCUGCACUGCAGCAACAGAGCUCCCUGGAGCAGUGGGCCAGCUGGCUGCAACUGGUGGUGGAGUCGGCCAUGGAGGAGUACAACGGCAAGCCGACAUAUGCCCGAGCCGCCCGGCAGUUUCUGCUGAAGUGGAGCUUCUACAGUUCGAUGAUCAUCCGGGACCUGACCCUGCGAUCCGCCUCUAGUUUCGGCAGCUUCCAUCUGAUUCGCCUGCUGUUCGAUGAGUACAUGUUCUACCUGGUGGAGCACAAGAUUGCCGAGGCUCAGGACAAAACAGCCAUUGCGGUUAUCUGUGAAAGGAUGAAAAAGGACAUGGACUUUGAGUUCGAGUGCCAGUUCGCCUACAUCACCAGCGACACGGAGCAGCAGACGACGCCCAGCUCGGCCAGCAGUGGAGGCGACGUGGGCAACGAGGCCAAGCGACUGAAGCAGGAAUGAGGCCCCGAGAUUCGGAUGUGGAUGCAGUGGCUGGCAUUGAGCGGAGUAUUCGUAGUGUUUAUCUAACCAGUAAUCGUUGUCCCCAUCAGUGUGCACCCCCCAGCCCCUGUCACCAGUCGUCACCAGUCAUUCAGCUCUGCAUUUACUAGUGGAACCGUGUUGUAUAUCCGUAAUUGUACCGUAUCCGUGUGCUAGUUUUUAGCCCUAAGUUACCACACACCCAGCGUAGUCAGUCAAAAUUUUAGUGGAUAGUUUUAGGCAGAUUCCGAACUCAUAUCCAGUAAAGGCUUUCUUGGACAUUCGUAAUUAAAUACGAAGAAAUAAAUUAUA